Coregonus clupeaformis (lake whitefish) is the source of this 460-nucleotide messenger RNA. RefSeq names its product UPF0575 protein C19orf67 homolog. The transcript has 3 exons. NCBI's taxonomy places the organism in Eukaryota, Metazoa, Chordata, Actinopteri, Salmoniformes, Salmonidae. The record is from RefSeq and is a predicted model, not a curated record. The annotation marks the transcript as partial.
AGGGGAUGCGGCUUGGAAGUCCACGUCCUCAUGCCAUGACAUCAACAUGAUGGAUCAGAAGCUCAGACCCAUUGAACAGCAACUCCAGUACCUGCUGAAUAAGGCGGAUGAGUUUCAGGCACAUCUUUUAUACAGACGUGACAAUCUGCAAAAGGAAAACUUUGCUCGUGUGGUGCCUACUUUCCUGCGGACCUGUCAGCCCUACUUCACUUACCUGGAGUCGACCGCUCGCAGCUCCCUGCCCCAGCGCACGCCUCUGCCCGUGUACAUCCGCUCACGAUUGUUAGACUUCUCCCAGCAGCUGUGUGCGAGGCUGGAGCAGCUGGUCUUGACCUACGCCUCCUUUGACUUUCUCUCUCUGGAGGAGGCUGAGCCGGCCAGGUGCUGUGCUUACCAGAAGAGGCUGGUGGGAGGAGCUAUAGGACGGCCUCAUUGUAAUGUCUGGAGUAGAGUAAAUGGA